Molecule: messenger RNA, 3117 nt
Organism: Castor canadensis (American beaver)
Lineage: Eukaryota; Metazoa; Chordata; Mammalia; Rodentia; Castoridae
Gene: B4galnt4
Product: beta-1,4-N-acetyl-galactosaminyltransferase 4
Cellular component (GO): Golgi cisterna membrane
Molecular function (GO): acetylgalactosaminyltransferase activity
Source: RefSeq, a predicted model, not a curated record
AUGCCGUGGUUCCCGGUGAAGAAGAUCCGCAAGCAGAUGAAGCUGCUUCUCCUGCUGCUGCUGCUCACCUGCGCCGCGUGGCUCACGUACGUGCACCUGAGCCUGGUGCGCCCGGGCCGCGCGCUGCGCCAGCGGCUGGGCUACGGGCGAGAUGGGGAGAGACUGACUGGUGUGACAGAUGGCCGGGGCGUCAGGGUGCUGCCGUCCACGCAGAGGGCAGAGGACUCCAGUGAGAGUCGUGAGGAGGAGCAGGCGUCCGAGGGUCGGGACCCAAACAAGCUGUUUCCUGGAAGGGCUGGGAGGCCACCCCCACUGAACCUUACCCGUCAGACGCCCCCAUGGCGGGAGGAGUUCAAGGGGCAGGUGAACCUGCACGUGUUUGAGGACUGGUGUGGGGGCGCCGUGGGCCACCUGAGACGGAACCUUCACUUCCCACUGUUCCCUCACACUCGUACCACCGUGAAGAAGUUGGCCGUGUCCCCCAAGUGGAAGAACUACGGACUCCGGAUUUUUGGCUUCCUGCACCCAGCGAGAGAUGGAGACGUCCAGUUCUCUGUGGCUUCAGAUGACAACUCUGAGUUCUGGCUGAGCCUGGAUGAGAGUCCAGCAGCUGCCCAGCUUGUAGCCUUUGUGGGCAAGACUGGCUCUGAGUGGACAGCACCUGGAGAAUUCACCAAGUUCAGCUCCCAGGUGUCUAAGCCCCGGAGGCUCAUGGCCUCCCGGAGAUACUACUUCGAACUGCUUCACAAGCAGGACGACCAGGGCUCAGACCAUGUGGAAGUGGGUUGGCGAGCUUUCCUGCCUGGUCUGAAGUUCGAGGUCAUCGGUUCUGCUCAUAUCUCCCUAUACACAGAUGAGUCAGCCCUGAAGAUGGACCAUGUGGCCCAUGUCCCCCAGUCUCCAGCCAGCCAUGUGGGGGGACACCUGCCACAGGAAGAGGCCAGUGCAGACAUGCUGCGGCCAGACCCCAGAGACACCUUCUUCCUCAUUCCUCGGAUGGAGCCUUCCAGCCUGGAGAAUGUACUAGAGCCCUGCACCUAUGCCCCCACCUACGUCCUUAAGGAUUUCCCCAUUGCCAGAUAUCAGGGACUACAGUUUGUGUACCUGUCCUUUGUUUAUCCCAACGACUACACUCGCCUCACUCACAUGGAGACCGAAAAUAAGUGCUUCUACCGUGAGUCUCCGCUGUACCUGGAAAGGUUUGGGUUCUAUAAAUACAUGAAGAUGGACAAGGAAGAGGGGGAGGACGACGAAGAGGAAGAGGUCCAGCGACGUGCCUUCCUCUUCCUCAACCCAGAUGACUUCCUGGACGAUGAGGAUGAGCAGGAGCUGCUGGACAAUCUGGAGCCCACCGAAGCAUCCCUGCCACUGAGCGGCCGCAGGACCCUCACCCCAGCGUCCCCAACCGAGAUCACCCAGACACUGACUGCAACCACUCCCGCUCCACCUACACCAAGCCCCCUGGCUGAGCAGACCCCCAGGCAUUCCCGAGCCCUAAGUUGGGCUGCCCGGCCCCUGCCCCUCUUCUUGGGCCGAGCCCCACCUCCCCGCACUGCGUCCUCCAAGGUGUACGUGACGAGGGUGCGCCCAGGACAGCGAGCUUCCCCACGGGCACUGCACGACUCUCCCUGGCCACCCUUUCCCGGGGUCUUCCUGCGCCCCAGGUCCCUGCCCAGAGUGAAGCUGCGGGCACCCCCACGUCUGCCACGGCCCCACAACCCCAGGACCGGUGGCUCCCAGGCCACAGAGCUGAGGCCCCCAGCCCGGGCACAGGCCACCCGGGGAGGCUGGGAGGGCCAGGCACGUGCGCAUGAAUUCGUGGUGCCAACAGCGGACUCCAAUUCAUCAGUCGAAGCACAACCCGUGACCUCCUUCCUGAGCUUGUCCCAGGUGUCCAGGCCACAGUUGCCAGGGGAGGGCGAGGAGGAGGAGGAAGGGGACGAUGAUGGGGCCCCGGGCGAAGAGGCUGCAUCAGAAGACAGUGAAGAAGAGGAGGCCGCGGGUCGGCCUCCGGGCCACUGGCGCGAGGAUACCAUCGACUGGCAACGCACAUUCAGCGUGGGCGCUGUGGACUUUGAGCUGCUGCGCUCCGACUGGAACGACCUGCGCUGCAACGUGUCAGGGAACCUGCAGCUGCCGGAAGCCGAGGCAGUGGAUGUGGUGGCUCAGUACAUGGAGAGGCUCAAUGCACGCCACGGAGGGCGCUUCGCGCUUCUGCGCAUAGUGAACGUGGAGAAGCGCCGGGACUCAGCGCGCGGAAGCCGCUUUCUCCUGGAGUUGGAGCUGCAAGAGCGCGGGGGCGGCCGCCUGCGCCUGUCCGAGUACGUCUUCCUGCGACUGCCGGGAGCCCACGUCGGGGACACGGAUGGGGAGAGUCCUGAGCCUCCUCCCGCCGCCUCUGUGCGCCCAGAUGGCCGCCCGGAGCUCUGCCGCCCGCUGCGCCUGGCCUGGCGCCAGGACGUCAUGGUGCACUUCAUCGUGCCAGUGAAGAACCAGGCGCGUUGGGUGGCUCAGUUUCUGGCCGACAUGGCUGCGCUGCACGCGCACACCGGGGACUCACACUUCAGCAUCAUCCUGGUGGACUUUGAGAGCGAGGACAUGGACGUGGAGCAGGCCCUACGUGUAGCUCGACUGCCCCGGUACCAGUACCUGAGGCGAACUGGAAACUUCGAACGUUCUGCCGGGCUGCAAGCGGGAGUGGACGCAGUGGAGGACCCCAGCAGCAUCGUCUUCCUCUGUGACCUGCACAUUCACUUCCCGCCCAACAUCCUGGAUGGGAUCCGCAAGCACUGUGUGGAGGGCAAGCUGGCCUUCGCACCCGUGGUCAUGCGUCUGGGCUGCGGGAGCUCCCCGGGCAACCCACAUGGUUAUUGGGAGGUGAAUGGUUUUGGUCUCUUCGGAAUCUACAAAUCAGACUUUGACCGCGUGGGAGGCAUGAACACCGAGGAGUUCCGAGACCAGUGGGGGGGCGAGGACUGGGAGCUUCUGGACAGGGUCCUGCAGGCAGGGCUGGAGGUGGAACGGCUUCGACUGAGGAACUUCUUCCACCACUACCACUCCAAGCGGGGCAUGUGGAGCGCACACGGCCGGAAGGGCUCACGCGCAGAGCGAUCCUGA